AUGUAUUUAAGUGGUCUUCAACAACAACUUCUAGUUGCACUUUAUGAUCUUGAUCAAUCCAUAGCUAAAGUCCAUAAAUUGAAAGUGAAUCUUAAGGAUGUUGAGAAUUUCAUUCAGUCAUUAAAAGAGAAACUAGAUAAGUCAAGGGAGAAGAAAAGGGAACUAUGUGAUCAGCUAAAGCAGAAAGAAAGCCAAAGCAUAGAUGAUGAUCACUUUAAUGAAGCCUUGAAGGAGAAGACAAAAGAAUGUGAGAAGCUUGCAAAAGACAAUGUUGUCCUAAAGCAUGAGAUGGAAUUUAUAGUGAUGGGGUUGACCAAGGAGAUUGAGGGAAGGAAGAAGAAAGAAGAGAAUAUUAAUCAAUCCAUAAAAGAUAGAUCUAAUGAAUGUUGCGGACUUAAUUAUGAAAUCGACCAGUUGAAGCUUGAACUACAUCAAUCCAAAAACAAUGAGGAAGAGCUUGAAAGGAAAAUUGUCAUUCUUAUAGAUGAACUUGCUACUGCAAAUGAGUACAAGGAAAAGUUUAAGAUUAUCUCAACAAAACUUGAUGUGUUGUUGUAG
This is a messenger RNA of Cryptomeria japonica (Japanese cedar), 558 nucleotides long. RefSeq lists its product as uncharacterized. Lineage: Eukaryota; Viridiplantae; Streptophyta; Pinopsida; Cupressales; Cupressaceae. The coding region runs from base 1 to 558 and encodes 185 amino acids. The record is from RefSeq and is a predicted model, not a curated record. The transcript has a single exon.